AAGUAUUCUCAUUUCUCUAUCGGCCUCACCCUCACUGUUGGCCGUUGUUCUCUCUGUACAUUAAUGGCGUCUAAACUCUCACUAACUCACAUAUCUGUCCUUCAAAAUUCCAUCAAAACAUUUCCAAAACACGCUCAAGCAAUCCGUUUAUUACCUCUUCUGCCACUGAAUUCUCCUUCUUCCCAAUAUUUCUUCAAAACAAAAGCACAAUCCACGCAAUCUUUCUCAGUUUCAAAUGCGGUUAUAGAUCAAUUUGUUGAAUCUUCAACUUCAGAAUCAACUCAAGAUUCCCAAACUAUCCCUUCCGUACCCUCCUCAUCCUCAUCUCCAUCUUCGUCUAAGGUCGUUCUCGUUGUUGGUGGCACUGGUGGUGUUGGGCAAUUGGUUGUUGCAUCAUUGCUUGAUCGCAACAUCAAAUCCCACCUUUUGAUCCGAAAACCCGAGAAAGCCACUGCUCUUUUUGGGGAACACAGUGAGGAUAAAUUAAAGGUGUUUAAAGGUGAUACCAGGAACCGAGAGGAUUUAGAUCCUUCUGUAUUUGAGGGUGUCACACACGUUAUUUGCUGCACGGGAACAACGGCCUUUCCAUCUAAGAGAUGGGAUGGAGAUAAUACCCCAGAAAGAACAGAUUGGGAAGGCGUGAGAAACCUUGUUCAGGCAUUGCCUCCAUCAGUGAAAAGAUUUGUUCUUGUUUCAUCAGUCGGUGUCACCAAGUUCAAUGAACUUCCCUGGAGUAUCAUGAACCUUUUUGGUGUUCUAAAGUACAAGAAAAUGGGGGAGGAUUUUGUUCGCGAUUCUGGUCUUCCAUUCACCAUAAUCAGAGCGGGUAGGUUAACAGAUGGACCCUACACGUCGUAUGAUCUUAAUACUCUACUUAAGGCUACAGCUGGGGAACGCCGUGCAGUGGUUAUAGAUCAAGGAGAUAAACUCGUUGGAGAGGUUAGUAGGCUUGUCGUUGCAGAAGCUUGCAUACAGGCAUUGGACAUAGAUUUCACCGAAGGCCAAAUUUACGAAAUAAACUCAGUCCAGGGAGAAGGUCCCGGAAACGAUACACAAAAGUGGAAGGACUUGUUUAGAGCUGCUCAAAAGUCCUAAUUCUAUUGUGAUUGAUAGCACAAAUAUGGAUUAUAGUGAAGUUGUAAAUAGUUGGCUACAUGAAGUUGUAAAAUUGGUCUUUCAUAAUAUAUUUUUGUAAACGAAGAUCACAUACAAAGUUAUCACUUAUCAGCAGAAUCAGAACUGUUGAUUCCUUAACUAGAUUCUUCGAUAUUGUGCAUUUUGAAAUUCAUAAGAAUUAAUACGUAGUUGGUUUUGUGA
Molecule: messenger RNA, 1317 nt
Organism: Olea europaea var. sylvestris
Lineage: Eukaryota; Viridiplantae; Streptophyta; Magnoliopsida; Lamiales; Oleaceae
Exons: 9
Coding region: 64-1095 (343 amino acids)
Source: RefSeq, a predicted model, not a curated record